AUGAAGAAAUGGGGAGAACCUGUAUCAAUCAAUGAAUUUCUAAAUUUGGCAAAGCAAUAUGCAUCUGCUCUUAACAAAGAUAAUUUAUUUCCAAGUGAUAUGCCAACAUAUGACUGGUUGCGGUCCUUUUUAUCUCGUCAUUCGAAUCUUGUACUCAAGAACUCUACUCCAAUUGACAAAAGUCGAGCAAAAGUUACUGCUAGCCAAGUGAAUGAAUGGUUCAAUUUAUUAACCAAAGUGAUUAAUGACAAUGAUUUAGCAAAUCGUCCUGGUCAGAUAUAUAAUGCUGAUGACACAGGCUUUUCUGAUACUACUGGUUCAUCAAAAGUAUUAGUUCAUCGUGGCACAUCCAAUGCUUAUAAAAUUGAAGGAGGAACUGGAGGAAAGUCCUUUACUAGUGUUUUAAUUUGUGCGUCUGCAACUGGACAUAUGUUAGCGCCAUUUGUUGUCUAUCGUUCAAAAAGACUCUUUCAAGAAGGGUGUAUGGGCGGUCCAUUAAAUACAGGUUUCAGUAAUACUGAUAGUGGAUGGAUGGAGAAUAAAAUUUUUUAUGAAUGGUUUCAAGAAAUGUUUUUGGAAGCCACGAAGCAUUUACCUCGUCCUGUACUUCUUAUACUCGAUGGACAUAAAAGUCAUUUCACGGUAGAAACACUUGAAUUGGCUGUCAAAAACGAAGUGUGA
Messenger RNA from Rotaria sp. Silwood1, 681 nucleotides. The record is from the annotation of a GenBank genome assembly. Lineage: Eukaryota; Metazoa; Rotifera; Eurotatoria; Philodinida; Philodinidae.